AGUGGUUAAAUUGGUACGUCCCUGGGCGCACAGAGUAGAGGAGAGUACAUCGCGAACGAACUCUUUGGGAGGAGAUAGUGGUUAUUUUUUCCCCCCUCGAACAACAACUUCAUUCAGAUAUUACACACAGGGUCGUCAAACUACAGCGAUCGAAACUUGGGGGGGGAACAAAGGAUUUGAUCUGCAAGUUUUUUUUUUUCUUCUUGAGCCUUUUUAUUUUUUAAACAUUAUUUUCAUAAGAAAGGAUUCUGUUGGAGGCUCGCUCGCACUCUCGACGCAAAUAUGAUGGUCGGGGAGAUCGAAGUGAAGGAGAGGCCGAGGCCGAGUCCCGACUAUUUGAUGCAAUUGUUGAACGAAAAGAAGUUGAUGACCAGCUUGCCAAAUCUGUGCGGCAUCUUUACACACCUUGAGAGGCUUCUCGAUGAAGAGAUCAACAGAGUGAGGAAAGAAAUGUACAGUGACACCGCGAACGGCCUGGUAGAGAAACACCCUCUGGAUUUACCUGAGGCCCUGGGACCGAUCAUUCACCUGCAGGAGAAGCUCUUUGUGCCUGUAAAAGACUACCCUGACUACAACUUUGUGGGCAGAAUCCUGGGGCCUCGUGGACUCACCGCCAAACAACUGGAAGCAGAAACUGGAUGCAAAAUCAUGGUGCGAGGGAAGAGCUCCAUGAGAGACAGAAAGAAGGAGGAACAGAACAGAGGCAAGCCCAACUGGGAGCAUCUAAACGAGGAGCUUCACGUCCUGAUCACGGUGGAGGACACACAGACUCGCUCCGAGAUCAAGAUGAAGAGAGCCUUGGAGGAGGUCAAGAAGCUUCUGGUGCCCGCGGCGGAAGGAGAGGAUAAUCUGAAGAAGAUGCAGCUGAUGGAGCUGGCCAUUCUCAACGGGACGUACCGUGACACCAACAUCAAGACACACCCCCUUGCGUUCUCUCUUGCAGCGGCGGCAGCCGCCGCUCAGGGCCCCCGCCUAAUACAGGCACCCCAGGGGCAUAUGAUGGCCCCCCAUCAGCAAAUGAGGCCCCCCACACCGGGAGGCACCCCCAUCAUGAACAUCAUCCGACAACCCCAAAUGCAGGGCAUGUUGCACAAUGGCACCCCCACCCUGGUGCCUCCCUCACCGGACGGCGGCAUCAUCUACGCCUCCCCAUACGACUACCCGUACGCCCUGGCACCCACCUCCCUGCUGGAGUACCCUAUCGACCACAGUGGGGUUCUAGGUAAGCGACCCUGGGGCCUGGGCGGCGGCCCCUUUAGCCCCGGACAGGAAGGCAGCUUGUUUUACCCUGGGUUUUUGGACGCGGCUUCGAUGAGCCACAGUCAGGACUUAAAAGGUGCAAUGGCUACUAAAGUGAGACGGCAUGACUCGCGGGUCCGUCCUUACCAAAGGAUUGUGACCGCAGACAGAGCCGCCACCGGCAACUAACACAUGACCUUCUGACCUCUGAACUCUUCACCCAAUGACGAGCCGCCCCAAGCCUGCCUGCUGAUCAGUUAACUGGUAAUUGCCUUUUGCUAGCUUCUCGGAUGCAGUGAGAGGGGCUCCUGUCCGUACAGUUACCCUAACAUGUUUUUGAUAAAAACCAUUUGGUUUUUAACACUAUCUAUCAUACAAACCCAACAGUUGGUUUUUAUUUCUUUCUGUUCAUUGAGUUGAAUUCCCAUUUAUUUUUCUUGAAUCACAAACUGGGUGGCUGUGUAUGUAUUGUUACUAAUGAAUCUGCACUGAAUUUAUAUAGCAAUAAAGAUCCCACCCUCCGUGUCCACAACCCUACCCAUACCUGCUCUGAUUCGGUGAUCUCACUAGUAUUCACUAAACGACGCUAAAUGGGAACUGAACCCAGGCGGUCUCUCCAAAACAUGGCCUCAUUCUCCAUCCAACAUGCAAUGCCAAGUCCCUCAUUCCCUUAACCCCACCAACCCAUUCCACACCUACUUGCUGGCAAUGAAAGAAAUGAAAGGAAAGAAGCUACACUCCAACUUGUUCAUGUAGUCCUGUAUUUUGAAACUCUGAGACUUAAUGGUAUGCUGACACAUUCUGGGUGUGCCCUGAACAGCUGUCUGUUUAAAAGCAUGGCUAAAUUGAUUGCGAAUUGAGCUUAUAAUUUUGUUUAUUUGGUUUUUACUUGAUUUUGUUUUCUCGUUAAUACACUUAUUAGCUCUGAAGAACUAGCCAGACGAAGCAGGUUGUAAUAACUCAAAAUGCAGCUUUUGUGGUGGCAGGUCUAUCAUGGGCAGUUAGAGGAAGCUAGGAGGGGCACUGGGGAGGAAUUGGGAUGAGGGAGAGGUCUUUUAUUACUAUAAUGAAAGUAGGAUGUGUUGAGGGUUAGGGCACAGUGGAGCAAUGGAUAUAUAGUUGACUAGCUACUGACCUUAACUAUGCUCCUCCACACUUCCAAGUGUAUGUACAGUGCCUGAUGCAUUUGGAGAAUCCCAUCGAAUUAUACGAGCUGUGAUCUAAAAGACAAAAAAAAGUAUUAAGUGUGUUUGUGUAAUUAGCCAAAGGGGUUCCAGUUGAAUUAUAUCUAUAUAAAUAUGUAUCUAACUGCAGAGAGCGUGCUGUAAUUUUAGAGCUUGAAAGGAUGUGAUUUCGUGCAUGUUUAAGUGCGAGUUGACAGCCAAUCAAAAAGAUCAAGGUUGUUUAUCACACAAAGCUCUAGUUUCCCAUUAAGAGAAAAAGCAUAUUGACACUAAAGGGGGCUUCUGGGGGGGGGGGGGGGGGGGGCUCCUUUUUAUAGUGAAGUUUUGUAAAUAUACAUUUUGUUCAUUUUUUUUCUUUGUUUGAUUUUGCCUUUUAUUUUUGGUUUUAUUUACACCCCUGCCGAAAAAUCCAUUUUCAUAUUGUGUAUCAGCAUUUGGCCAAUUCUCUUUGCUAGAAUAUUUUGUAGUUUUCUUUAAUCUCUUUCAAAUUUGAUACCAAUCAAUUCUUUAUGGGGUCAUGAUACUUGCUCUCAUGCAAAUAAGAAUCUAUUUCAUUUGGGGAGGGGGGGGGGGUGUAUUUAUCUCUAACUCUCGCCAUACCAUUUUGAAGUCCCCCAAUUAGCACAUCCACAAUGUGUCUCCAUAAAGGUAUGGUCCAGAUCCUUAGCCCAUGACAGUUUCUCAUUCUUUCUCAAGAGAAAAAAAAAUAGGAUGUGAAAGCCAUGCCUGCCUGUUCAGAUUGCUUUAUUUACAUACCUGUUAUAUAUGUAGAUACCUGUCAUUGCAUAUUAAAGAUAGAGAACACAAUUGGAUACUUUUACAGGGUGCUGGAGAAGAGAAAUAUAUUUUUGGUGAUUUUAGCUUUUUAUACUUCACUUGCAGUUACAAAAUAUAAAAAAUGCAACAAAAAAUAGUGUAGAGGAAUAAAGGUGGUGAUGAAGAUGCUGUUACUUUGGAUAUUAUUGGCUAGGAAAAUAAAGACCAAAAUAGUCAUACCUACAAGCGUUGCAAGGAUGUAAGGGUUACGAAGCGAGGGAGAGACAUUCAGAGAAGAUAGAAAAAGUGCCUUAUCGACGGUCGUUUCUUUUUCCGAGUGUUAACAUUCUGUUCGAUAAUAUCCAGCACCAACGAGGAAUGUGCAGAGAGGAACGGCUUCUGUGAUAAGCUCUUAGGAGUUGCGCAGGGUAGCUCCUGUCAUUAUUGCUGAGCUACUGAAGUUAUUCUAUGCAAAAAGAAUAGCAGUCGUAUGACCAGCUAAAAUAUGUGCCAUGGUUUGUCUUCCCAAGUAUAAGUUAAGGUUUUUGUUUUAUGAUUAUUUUUUUCCCUCUGCCAUCCGAACAAGUUGUAUUUCUUAUUUCUCUUCGUUUUGAAUUAGGUUAUCGCUAUUGUUGCAUUGAUUUCUGGUUACUGUGAUUAUUCUACCAAGAACAAACUGCCAAUAGCAAUGCAGAAGUCUGCCAGGACAUCUUAUUAAUGCAAAAUAAAUGAGGGACAUAUAAAAUGAGUGUGUAACAGGAGAAGAGGCAUUUGCGUGUAUACCAAUUUGUUUAAAAAAUAUUUAAAAAACAUGCUAAUGCUUUCCCACUACAGUUCGGUAAUGAAGCCACGUCAUGACUUCAAGCCUCAAGAUGCUUUUUCCAGAUAGUAGUCCAGAGGCGUUUUCUAUUGGAAGGGGAGGCACUGAUGAUGGGGCUUGAUCUGGGUGAAGUUUAUUUUUUACUAGGUCUUAGUCAAAUGUUCCCGCCACAAUGUGCGUACGUGCCAAUUCUGGAAGUGAUCACCAUGCCGUAUACAGACUAGAAAAGGGGCCGUAGCCAUAAAGAGGUAACACAUUUGACUUCACAACUAAGCAGUUUUCAGUUACUCAAACUUAAUGGGGUAUAUCUAAUUACAAAGAAAAUAAAGUAUAUAAAAUCGACAUUAUGAAUUAUUAAAUAUUUCACCUUCCCUGGCAGUCUGACACUUUAUUUUUCUCAUACAUGCUGUCACACAGAACAUGUUAAUGCAUUUGUUUUCAGUGUUAUGAAUUCUUCUAUUUAAAAAAAUGCAAUAUUAAAGUGGAACAAGAUGACAAUUCAGCAUUUUGACAGUAUUAAGACAUAUUCCCUCUGCAAUGUUACGCUGUGUCAUCGUGUAAGGUUGGUUUAGUCCAUCAUGUGUAUGGUGAACUGUACCGUAUUCACUCUGGCCUGUCUACUACAUGUAUGAUAAUGUAAUUUACAGCCAUUGUUACAGGUUUAUAAUGUAUUUUUCUAAUCUCAUUUUAUAUGUAUAUUAUACAAUCUUUUUUCUGACUUUUUCUUUUGAUGCCCACUGCGACUUGUUUUUUUAACCCCCCCCCACCCACCCCCCCCCACCCACCCCCCAUCUUGAAAUCUGUCUCUAGUGGGGAGUGUUGACUUUACUAGAGUUAAAUUUGGUUUUCUUGCCAAAUCCUAGCUUGUUUAACUCAUUAGCGACUUUAUUCGUCUUUCUUGUCAUAAGUAUUUUUACAUGCUUGCAUUUAGUUUUGAUGGUGUAUGCUGUUAUUUUUCUUAUUAACCCCUUGGCAUUUAUUUUAAUAAAACAUUCUUAGUAAGAAUUUUACUAACUUGCAGAUUUUUUUUUUGUUGUCUUGUGUUUUUAACCAGUUUUAUGAAUGUACUACCUUGGUCUGGUUCACGGACUAACACAAUUAAAACUGUACACGGCAGCAUUCAUAUCUGCACGCGCAUACACAAGGCGAAUACUCAUCCAAAAAACACUGUCUAACUGGAACCUGUGCACCUGCUAUACUCUUCAUGCUCACAAUUCCAACACUGCUGCUCUGUCCCGUCCGUCCUUUCUGUUUAUCGCGACUCUUGUGGUUACGCGUGGUGUUGGAGAACCCCGGGAGCUGCCUUUCUGUAGGUGUAACUGGAAGGGCCGGCUGCAGGUAACACUAGGGUCCAAAACAAAGGUACAACUCCAACCUAGUAGGCAGCUCAUCAUACAGUACUAUGCCUUGUCAAGGAGUCUCUCAUCUGAUUCACUACCAAUGUGGUCUGUAGAAUGAUCACCCUACAUCGGCGAUGGAGCUAUACAGCACCAGUCAAGUUUGGACGCAGCUACUCCUGCCAGUGAUUUAAAAAAAAAAAAAUAAUUAUACUAAUUUCUACAUCGUAGAAUAACGGUGGCGACAAUGACUACGAAGUAACACAUGGAAUAAUGUAACCAAAAAAGUCAAACAAAUCAAUAUUUCUAUUCUUCAAAGUAGCCACCCUUUUCCUUGACAGCUUCAUGAGGUAGUCACCUAGAAUUUGUUUAAAUUAGCAGGUGUGCCUUAAAUUAAUUUUUAAAUGUCCUUAACUGAUUGGCUCAAAUGCAUUGUUGUGACAUGGUAAGGAUGGGAUACAGAAGAGAGCCCUAUUUGGGCCAUAUGGCAAGAACAGCUCAAAUAAGCCAAGAGAAACAGUCAUGAAGGUCAGUCCAUCUGGAAAAUAAGAGUUUCUUCAAGUGCAGUCGCAAAAACCAAGCACUAUGAUGAAACCGGCUCUCAUGAGGACCGCCACAGGAAAUUAAGUCUGAGUCGCCUCUGCUGCGGAGGAGUAACCAGCCUCAGAAAUUGCAGCCCAAAUAAAUUCUUCAGAGUUCAAGUAACAGACACAUCUCAACAUCAACUGUUCAGAGACUGCGUGAAUCAGGCCUUCAGUCGAAUUGCUGCAAAGAAACCACCACAAAAUGACACCAAUAAGAAGGGCCAAGAAACAUGAGCAAUGGACAUUAGACCAGUGGAAAUCUGUCUGAGGAGUCCAAAUCAGAGAUUUUUGGUACCAAACGCCAUGUCUUUGUGAUGCUGAGUAGGUGAAUGGAUGAUCUCUGCAUGUGUGGUUCCCAUCAUGAAGCAUGGAGGAGGUGUGAUGGUGCUUUGCUGGUGACACAUUUAGAAUUCAAGGCACACUUAACCAGCAUGGCUACCACAGCAUUCUGCAGCUAUACGGUAUCCCAUCUGGUUUGUGCUUAGUCCCACUGUCAUUUGUUUUCCAACAGGACAAUGACCCAACACACCUCCAGGCUGUGUAAGGGCUAUUUGACCAAGGAGUGUGAUGGAGUGCUGCAUCAGAUCUGGCCUCCACAAUCACCUGACCUCAACCCAAUUGAGAUGGUUUGGGGUGAGUUGGACCACAGAGUGAAGGAAGAGGAGCCAGCAAGUGCUCAGUAUAUGUGGGCUCUCCUGCAAGACUGUUGGAAAAGCAUUCCAGUUGAAGCUGGUUGAGAGAAUGCCAUGUGUGCAAAGCAGUCAAGGCAAAGGGUGGCUACAUUGAAGAAUCUCAAAUGUAAAAUAUAUAUUUAUUUAACACAGACACUUGGUAUCUUCACUAUUCUACAAUGUAGAAAAUAGUAAAAAUAAAGAAACCCUUUAAUGAGUAUGGGUGUUCAGACUUGACUGUUACUGUGUGUGUAUAUAUUUAUAUAUACCCACUGUAGAGCAGGAGAUACAAAUGCACAUAUUCAUAAAACUUAAAACGUGUUAUUACGACCCAUUCAAACUGAACUGUUCCUGCAUGCGACUGUUUAAUUGGACUGUCAUCUGAUGCAUAGAGUCACUAUACAAUCCUUGAAAAGGCUAUGCAUUAAUAUAAAAAUAACAGGGUUUCUAUACUAUAAUUAUUCUAUUGAUUGUAAUGCUUGCAUAGGGCUGUUUCACUCGGCACCAGCCAUUCUCCAUAGGGUAAACUCAUUUGUUUCCUUUAUUAGGGUCAUUGUGCCUUUUGACCAUUGUUGGGUAUUACCAGUGUGAAUUGUAGAUUCAUAGACUAGAUCAGACAUGACGUAAUACUAGAAGGGAGUACCCGUAAUGCUGAUACAAAGUAUUCUGCCUUUUCCCAAAAGGGUAAUCUUAGGUGUUGACAAUGCAAACACUUUGGGGUUAAAUUUGAUGAAUUCUUCAGGAAUAGAUGUGUUAGCUUUUAUUUGUCGCUUUGAAAUCCGACUACGCACAGUACUAACGUCUCAUUUCUGUCUGGGUGUUCUCCCGCUGUUCUUUCCUCUUGUUUUUGUGCUCUUCACUAAUUUUAGAUGUUCAGACUGACACACGAGCCAAGAUGAACUUUAUUCAUCUCUUUUGAUGACUAUACUUUAACCCACUCUGUUGCCUCCAAGAUUUCAAAGUGUUUCUGCACAAACAACUUCGGCAUUAACCACCUAAUUCCAUAAUUUCUGCAUACCAAACAGGCAAGUAAAGAGAUUGUCAAUCAAAAAAUGUGGCAUAUUUCUAUUAGGAGCAAUGUUUAAGUAGUUAUUGUUGGGUCUUAGGACCUUACUCUGUGCCACAAAACAAUUGCCAUAACUGGAAUCCAUCUUUUAGCUGUGGGUAACUUGAUGCUGUCUGAAGUGUAAGUGAUGCUUUUAUUUUUCUCUUGUAUUGGCUUGUUUCCGGAGUUGAGCGGAUGAAAAGAAUUUGGCAAGUGGCAUGUUAUUUGUCUGGUGCACAAUGCAUUGCAAACACUGCCCGGCAGAUUGCACCUGGAAAUAAGUGCCUAUGUAUGUAUGUAUGUAUGUAUGCACUUCUACUUUGAAGUACCAAUUACUACUAUCUCUCUAGCCCAAUGCCUUUUUGUUGAGCACUAAAAAUGAAAUUCCUGCACACUGUAGAUUGCUAGUUUUUGUGUGCUAUUAAACUAGAAUAUUUGACUAUCGAUUUAGUU
This is a messenger RNA of Oncorhynchus kisutch (coho salmon), 8089 nucleotides long. RefSeq names its product QKI, KH domain containing, RNA binding a (gene qkia). Gene Ontology annotation, cellular component: nucleus. Bases 283 to 1428 code for a protein of 381 amino acids. Gene Ontology annotation, molecular function: mRNA binding. Gene Ontology annotation, biological process: regulation of mRNA splicing, via spliceosome. NCBI's taxonomy places the organism in Eukaryota, Metazoa, Chordata, Actinopteri, Salmoniformes, Salmonidae. The transcript has 8 exons. The record is from RefSeq and is a predicted model, not a curated record.